Messenger RNA from Aspergillus ibericus CBS 121593, 1650 nucleotides. RefSeq names its product putative MFS transporter. Gene Ontology annotation, molecular function: transmembrane transporter activity. Bases 16 to 1590 code for a protein of 524 amino acids. The record is from RefSeq and is a predicted model, not a curated record. Gene Ontology annotation, biological process: transmembrane transport. Gene Ontology annotation, cellular component: membrane. NCBI's taxonomy places the organism in Eukaryota, Fungi, Ascomycota, Eurotiomycetes, Eurotiales, Aspergillaceae. The transcript is spliced from 2 exons.
CCCAACGACCUCGCCAUGGACCCUUACAAGCCUUCUGUCAUUCAUGAUGAAGGGGCUGAAAUUAUCAAGCCCACUGACAUCAAUGACAUCCAUCAUAUUCGAGUGCCCCUGACAGAAGAAGACAGCAAACGCAUCGCUCGCAAAACCGACAAAACCAUCCUCGUCAUUCUGAUUUGGGUAUAUUUCCUCCAGAUUCUCGACAAAACCGUCCUGGGAUAUGGUGCCACCUACGGGCUGGAAGAGGACACCCACCUCACCGGAAACCAGUACUCGCUGGUGGGCUCCAUGGCCCCCAUCGCCCAGCUGGCAUGGCAACCGUUCUCCUCCUGGCUGAUCGUGACCGUGCCCCCGAGGAUCCUCAUGCCCACCCUGGUGCUCGGAUGGGGCAUUGCGCAGACCUGCAUGGCGGCCUGUAGCAACUUCGGCGGACUGAUGGCCACGCGGUUCUUCCUCGGUCUGUUCGAAGCCGGCUGUCUCCCCCUCUUCAGUCUCCUCACAAGUCAGUGGUAUCGACGUGCCGAGCAACCCAUCCGCGUGGCGGCCUGGUACAGCACGAAUGGACUGGCGACCAUCAUCGCAGCGGUGCUAUCAUUCGGCCUGGGCCAUAUCAAGUCGGGCGUGAUGAAGGAAUGGCAAAUCAUCUUCCUCGUCGUCGGCCUCAUCACCAUCAUCUCCAGCCCCAUCGUCUACUGGAAACUCGACAACGACAUUCCCUCCGCGCGCUUCCUCACCGAAGAAGAAAAGCUGCAAGCCAUGGAACGUCUCCGGGCGAACCAAACCGGCGCCGGGAUACGCGAAUUCAAACUCGACCACGUCUGGGAAGCGGCCCUCGAACCCAAGACCUACCUCUGGGCCAGCAUGGCCCUGCUCCUCAACAUCGGGGCAUCCGUCUCCAACGUCUUCGGCCCGUUGAUCCUCAGCGGCCUCGGCUUCGACACCUACACCACCACCCUCCUGAAUAUGCCCUUCGGCGCCGUCCAAGUCAUCGUCAUCCUACUGGCCAGCUACCUCGCCCAAAAGGGUCGUCUCAAGGGCGUCGUCCUCGCCGUGCUCAUGCUCCCCGUCGUCGCCGGUCUGGCGAUCCUCUACGCCGUCCCUCGCAAUGACUCCUCCUCCACCGGCGCCCUCAUGGCAGGGUACUACCUCAUCGCGUUCCUCUUCGGCGGCAACCCCCUGAUCAUCAGCUGGGUCGUGGCCAACACGGCCGGCACGACCAAGAAAUCCGCCAACAUGUCCCUCUACAACGCGGCCGUGUCAGCGGGCAACAUCAUCGGCCCGCUACUCUUCAAUGAGCAAGAUGCCCCCGCGUACCGACCGGGGUUGCGCGCCUGCGUGGGGAUCUUCAUCGCGUUGAUCGUGGUGUUUUUACUCCAGUGGGUGAAUCUCUGGGUGCUGAAUAAGAUGCAGGAGAAAUGCCGCGUGCGGAAUGGGAAGCCGGCCAAGGUGGUGGAUGUGUCGAUGCAGAGUCAUCAUCGGGUGGGGAUGGGGAUGGAGAAUGCCCUGGAGGCGAAUGGGGAGGUGCCGGUGGGGGAGAAUGGGUUGAUGGAUUUGACGGAUCGGAAGAAUGAGGAUUUUGUGUAUGUUUAUUAGCUGCUUGCUUUGGUUCGGUGGUGGCUGUUAUGAUUGAUGAAUGAAUGAAUUAGUUGAGUU